Molecule: messenger RNA, 3015 nt
Organism: Pseudo-nitzschia multistriata
Lineage: Eukaryota; Bacillariophyta; Bacillariophyceae; Bacillariales; Bacillariaceae
Source: the annotation of a GenBank genome assembly
UGAACAUUUAGAGCAACAAAAACUCUGCAGAACACCCAACAAUUCUCUCGACAACGAAACCUCGGAAGUGUUUUCGAGUAAAUGUAAGAGUCUAACUACGGGAGAAUACCACAAUAUUCUGAAAUUCUUGAAAGUAUGGCAUUGACCUCAUCUUCGAAUAGCUCUUCCCAUUCUCUUACCUCGGGUCCGGGAAAUUCCGCCAGCGGCGGAGGUGGGAUGGAUGAAUUAUUGCCGCUAGUGUUACAACUUACGAAUGCGGAAAGUGUAAGUUAUUUUUCUGGUGUUAUCGCUUCUGGAAAAAGAAUAGUGAAAUUUAAGUCGUCCGUUCGAAUAUAUCAGUGUCCUCGGUCGUGUUCUCUCGGUCGUGUUCUCUGUUUGUUCUACGUUCUUGAGACUCUUCCCAAUCGAACUCACCGGCCGAUGCUGAUUGAAACUCCAUCCAUGUUUGUGGACGGGUGUGUGGGAACCAUAUCACACCCAUAUCGCGACUUGAUCUUUUCUGCUUGCUCUUCUUUGUAAAUGACGAAUUGGCGGAAUGAAUGACACACCUACAAUUUUUUAUUCAUCGAUAGCGCGAGGUGGUCCUUUUGGAAUUGUCAAAAAAGCGAGAAACUUUUGCCGAUUUGGCUCCUAUCCUGUGGCACUCAACAGGAACAGUAGCGGCACUUUUGCAAGAGAUAGUAUCAAUUUAUCCUCUCCUGACUCCGCCCACCCUUACCGCUCAUGCAUCCAACCGAGUCUGCAACGCCCUCGCCUUGCUGCAAUGUGUUGCAUCUCAUGCAGAUACUCGACAACCAUUUUUAGCGGCACAAAUUCCGUUGUAUUUGUAUCCAUUUUUGAACACACAAAGCAAAUCCCGACCGUUUGAGUAUUUGCGACUGACAAGCCUCGGUGUCAUUGGAGCCCUCGUAAAGGUCGAUGACACGGAAGUUAUCAGCUUCUUGCUGAGCACGGAAAUUAUCCCUCUCUGUUUGCGAAUUAUGGAAACUGGUUCUGAACUCUCAAAAACCGUAGCCACUUUUAUUGUACAAAAGAUUCUGUUGGAGGAAACUGGUCUGAACUAUGUGUGUGCGACGGCAGAGCGCUUUUAUGCGGUGUCGACAGUUCUGGCCAACAUGGUGCACCUCCUUCAGGUCCAUCCUUCGGUCCGUUUGUUAAAACACGUUGUGCGAUGUUAUUUGAGACUAGCGGACCACCCGAGAGCUCGUGAGGCAUUGAAAACCUGCCUUCCCGCUUCUCUAAAAGACGGUACCUUUGGACCCCACUUGCACAACGAUCUGACCGUACAAAAAUGGCUCUCUCAGCUCCUGACGAUUGUUGGAAGUGAUGACGGCGACCCAAGUGGAGAUAACGGCAACAAUGGCAAUGACAACACAAAUCCGUUACUGACACAGCCGUCGAGCACGGGAUAUCUUCAAAAGGAUUCUAAAUAAAUGGUUCCACGUUGUGCCUCUUUUUGAAAAUCACGGGAACAAUUGAAGUACAAGUAUGCAAAGCAGUACGACUGAAGAAAAGCUUGCGCACAACCCAAUCGGUUUAAUUACGAACGAUAAAAAGUGACGAUGCGACACAACCAUAGAUUUGCUAGCUGUGUUGUAAUAGGCGGCUGCUCCUACUCUAUCAUACCAGCUCCGGGCUGAGUACGGAUUUGACAGCUCUUACUCAUGUAAGCGGGAACGAUAGUGACACAAGUCGAUUAAACAAAAUAGUUUCCAGAUUGUUGUACGUUGUCAAGAAGAGCCCUUCAGACAACCAGAUCAUAGUGAAAUCGUCGCUGUAUUGCGUCGAAGGCUUUAGAUAACGUUCGUCAAUACAUAUUAUAGUCAAUCUCAGUCGCACGUUCAAUAUUCAUUUGGAGCAUAAAAUGACCACAAUGAUCCGACCUCUGCACAUGCACUAACGAGGUACCCAAAGAGAAAAGUCAUUGAUUCGUUAAUCAGUAUCUUGAUACUUGUUACCUGUGAGUACUGCUCGGUUGACAAUGCUGCCAUAUUCUAAGCCUCUUUUUUCUUUUCCUUCUUUGGAGACGGAAGCAUCGUAAGAAUAAUAUAAAACGCUACACACCCGAUGUGUCCAAAAUAGUAAAAGCUCUUGUACGCAGCGAACGACCAACCACUCGCAAGCAUAGUGAAGGACACAAUCAGGUAGUUCAUGGUGAUGCUUGUAACCAGUACACAUACGAUACCGUAAGGCGAGAAAUAAUUCGGCGAAAAGUAGGGUGACAAUUUCUUCUUGGCCAAUCGCUCGCAAAACGAAGGAAUGGGCACCGAGAGGAAAAAUAAGUAGUAACCUGGAUAAAAUCCAUGCCAGAAUGCACUCAUGGAAUAGACAGCAAUAAGAUUUCCGCCUGUUCGCAUGUACACAUAUCUCGACAACCACAAUGAUGUCUUCUUGUUCCAAACCCUCGACAUGAUGGAGACACCUGGAGCAGUCUCAAAAGUGAUGAUAUCUAUGUUGUUGGAGGUUUCCCAUCCCUUUUCGUUUCCCUUUUCGUCGUAACCAUCAAAUCCUGCAUACCAAAUAUUUUGAGCGCCUUCAGCGUUCUUCCAUCCGAAAUAGUAUUUCUGGCGAAGAGCGAACAAUCCCAUCCAGGUAUGGAAAUAACGGUAGAAAAUAGGUUUCUUGAGAAAUUCCUCGGUCAAGAUGUAGGGGGUGUUGUGUUGCGGAUCAGAGGUGUCGAGCAACGGGAACUUGGCACUAAGUGUCAAGAAAAUUCCAAGAUUCAGGAGGCAAGUAAGGAAGGGCUUCAGUGUGGGCAAAAUAUUGCUUGGGAGCUUUGUUUUUCCAUCAGGUGUCUUGAAAAUGCUACCAUCGACUGCAUGCAAGUAGGUAGCGUAUUCAGUGGCAGGACCUGCAAGCAAGUUCGCGAAACAAAACGUGUAGCCGAGAAACUCAAUCAAGCUGGGCGUGUUCUUCAAAGCAAAAGGAGCACACUUCUUAGCAGCUCGGUCCUCCUUCCCCUUUGCCAAAAGUUCGCCGUCGUAGAGGUUAUAUCCGAUCAUAUACAAUUUCUGU